AUGAGCGAGCGACUGCGUCAAAUCCAUCAACAACUGCAGCCUAGCGACCCCGCCGCCGACCCCAGUCGCCUAGAUGGCCAGGUAGUGAUUAUCACGGGGGGUGCUCAAGGAGCCAAGAUCGCCGUCAAUGAUUUGGAUAUAAAUAAAGCGGAGGAUGUGGUAAGGGAAAUCCGCGGAUUUCAGGGCGAUGCGGAAAGCUUUCCAGGCAACGUCCUUGACGAGAAAUUUCCGCCGCAGUUGGUCAACACCGUACUGCAGAGAUGGGGCAAGGUCAACUGCCUCAUUAACAAUGCCGGUUUCUGCCACGAUAGUGCAAUCCACAAGAUGGACGAAGACAAGUUCGAUAUUAUCAUGAAAAUCUACAACUACGUGCCGUUCCGGAUGACACGAGCGCUAUCUGGCCAUUGGAUGGAUUCGGCUCAUAAAGACAUGCCAAAGACCGUGAUCAACGUGUCGUCUACGUCUGGCCUGCAUGGAUCGAUGGGACAGAUCAACUACGCAACGGUCAAAGCUGGGGUCGUCGGGCUAACGAAGACCAUAGCGUCGGAAUGGGCCCGAUAUAAUAUUAGGGCUAAUGCAGUGGCCUACGGUUGGAUUGAUACGCGAAUUACUUGCCCGCCCACCGAGUCGAAGCCGAUGAUGCUGGGAGGGCAGUCCAUUCGUCAUGGGAUCCCGGAAAGUGCGAAGAAAUGGCGAGAUGUGUCUGAUAUUCCGCUCGGUCGACCUGGGUCUGCGGACGAAGCUGCGCGGGUGAUGCUUUUUCUGGCCAGUCCGCUGUCUUCGUACGUAACUGGCACUUGCAUCGAGUGCACGGGAGGACGCUUUAUGUAG
Aspergillus welwitschiae is the source of this 831-nucleotide messenger RNA. Its product is annotated as SDR family NAD(P)-dependent oxidoreductase. Lineage: Eukaryota; Fungi; Ascomycota; Eurotiomycetes; Eurotiales; Aspergillaceae. Gene Ontology annotation, molecular function: oxidoreductase activity, acting on the CH-OH group of donors, NAD or NADP as acceptor. The record is from RefSeq and is a predicted model, not a curated record. The transcript is spliced from 4 exons. Bases 1 to 831 code for a protein of 276 amino acids.